UUCCAUUGCGUAAAAUGUCAAGUUUUGUUGAAUUCCGCCGCGCUUACUACGAUGUCGAAUUAUGCGUAGAGUUUUUUUGUAGUCGAGUUUUGCAUCAACUUUUGUCAUUUAUAAUUUUGAUUGUGCCAUAGUAACCACCAGUUUAAAUAUGUAUCAAGGUAAUCACCAACCAUCUGUAUUCACAAAUAAGAUUCAACAAAACAUGGGUCCAAACGAUGGGAUUAGAAUCCAUCAAAUGAAUCCUUCAAUUCAACCUAACCGUCGUGGUACCCCAGUAAUGCAACAUCAAGUUUCUUCAGCUAGACCAGCCAAUCAGUCAUCAUUUGUUAAUACCCAUAAUAAUUAUAGGCCGGUUUCUUCAAUGCAGAACUCGUUCCAACAGAAUAAUAAUAAUAAUAUGCCCCCCGCAAAUCAGUAUAAUACAGCUCGGAACUUACCUAACAGUACCAGAUACAACCAGUCGUUCAGUAACCAGAAAUUUUCGGGAUUCAAUAGUCAACAGGCGACCACAGCAAAUACUUUCACAAGUUCUUCAGCUACCAGUGUGGCUAGCGCCUCUAGAAACAAUUUUCAAGGCCAGAAUCGGAAUGAGUCGUUGAACAAUAAGUCAAACAGGUUAACUUCUAAUACCGGCAUGAUGCCCACACCAAAACCAAGAUUAUCGACGAUGCCAAACUUUAACUCGCAAAUUUCCGGUUUAAUUCCCGUGGCGGGAAGUUUUACUCAUAAGGGAACGCAACGUGUUACUCAGAUGACGAAUACCGCUAGAAGGAGUAGGUUUAGGAAAUUUGGGGAUAGAGACAAUGAGAAACUGUGUAUCCUCACUGGGUCUGUUGAGCGGAUUAUUAAGUAUGGAAAGAUUUUCCAGAAUCAUUUUUGUUACUAUCAAGUAUUCGGAUGCGUUGUUGCCAUAACCGAUGGCAAUAUUCGCUUUGAGAAAAAAAUGUUACUGAGAGACAAAAGGGGAGGUCCAGUAUUACAAUUGACCUACUACUGCAACUCAACCCAUAUAAAUAUCGUCGAUUUUUAUAUUGGGCAGGAAUUGAGGGCUGUUGGAAGGAUGAUAGGACCAAAUAAUAUGUCCGCCCUUAGCAUUAGGGCGGCCACACAACAAGAACUGGAUAAUCUAUUAAGAAUGUCCUACAUCUCCGAUUAUGCAGUUCAUUAUUAUUGUGGUGAAAAGCAAACUGUAGCCUCAGUAUGUUCAUAAGACUUUUGAUGUUUAUUCAAAUUUAAUUUGGGUAUAAUGUUUACUAACUAAAUCCUAAAAGUGUUUAUUGCAAACACUAAUAUAAAUGUUAUAGUUAUUUGUUAUAAUUAAUAGCUAUUUGGCUAAUAGUAAAUAGUUUAAUAAAUAAAUAGUAUUGUUACCUCA
Messenger RNA from Anthonomus grandis grandis, 1375 nucleotides. RefSeq names its product hybrid signal transduction histidine kinase D-like. NCBI's taxonomy places the organism in Eukaryota, Metazoa, Arthropoda, Insecta, Coleoptera, Curculionidae. The record is from RefSeq and is a predicted model, not a curated record. The transcript has 9 exons. The coding region runs from base 149 to 1210 and encodes 353 amino acids.